CAAAAUAAUACACUUCAUAACGCCAUUCUGGCUUUCUGUCGUUAUCCUGGUAGGAUGGUUUUUAAUUUUGUGGUUUUUGAAGUAUGUGCCGUCGUCGCACUGGGAGUAUUGUGAUAGCGUGAACUUUAAUUAGUUGCAAUUUUAUUUUUUAAAAUUUAAGCGAUGUGAGCAUUCAUAUGCCAAUAUAAGACUGAUUUUACGCUUUGUCUCGUAUGUUCACAACGGCCAUUGAACUGCAGAACGAAAUCAAGAAUGUUAUUGAUGUUACGAAAUACAAAUUGCAUUUGUUGCAGUUCGUUUGUUAAUAUAAGGCUUUGAAAAUGGUGAAAAAAAGAAAUAGUGACUUCCGUCAAAAUCUGCAAUCAAGUAUGCCUGUUAAAGACUCUGUGUCAGUUAAGCAGGAAAUAAUAGAUGGUGUGGUUACAGGUUGAAGAAAACCAACGGAGACCCGGAAAAGAUGGUUACUCAAGGCAGAGUGGUUGGGGUCGAGAGUUGCGCAACCGUUUUGUCUUUAGCAGUAAUGACCAUAGCCGAAAUACUGGAGACAGCACAAUGCGCUCCAGAUAUUCGGAGCAAGAGAGCGCCAUCCCGCCACGUCGCCGCCACAUUCGGAGCUGUCGAGUGUCGGUGUCCUUGGACGAGCGGGGUCGAGUUUAUGAAGAGGAUGAGAUGAUGGAAGACUCUGAUGAUAUUGGCAUGUUCGAUGAUGGAGAUGACGAUAAUGAUGAUAUUUUUACACCAGUCAAACAGAGGGAAAGAGGGCAGCGACGCUCGAACCGUCGGCUGAGGUCCUCUCUGACCUUGGAGCACAAGCCGGGGCCGUCGCGAGCCGCCGGCCGAGGCCACGAGACUCGCUCGCGCACCAGGAUGAUGGGGGAGCAGGACGAAGACCUGGGCUGCCGGGACGGGGACUACGGCGAGGAGCUGGUGCGGCAGAUGAACGGCCACGACAGCAGCAUCGAGAAGCUGGUCGCCAACAACCACGAGUCUGAAGGGGUGCGACGCAGCACGCGGCAGCGGAAGCUCCUGUACGACAACUUCAACACCAGCUGGAUCCUGGGCACGCAGACGCUGCGAGGCUACCCCAUGUACCUGGCCGGCAAGGAGACGUCCCCGCACAAGGGCGGCGAGGGGGACUGCCCCGUCCCCUGCGACGACGUGCGGGUGGUGGACGAGGAGGGGGACGAUGGCAAGGACUCCGCCCUCAAGAAGCGUCGUCGCAUCGAGCAGCUGGAGCCCCCGCCCGUGGUCGACAAUACGUAUGAAGACAUGUAUUCACGUGUCAAGCGACCAAGACAACCAGUUCAGAGAUUGUUGUUCAACAGCCAACGGCCUAAAACUCGUUCUGGAAAGUUGUUGGAUACAGAUGACGAUGCCUCGGAUACCAGCAGUGACUCUACUUUUGGGAGGGACGCCUGCAGGGGUGGGUCCGUGCGCAGGCAGAAGUACCACCUGCGCAAGACGAAACCCAUCGUGGACAGGUUCCAGGCCAAUGUCGACCCUCCUCGCAGGUCGUCCCGCAUCCUCCGCUCCGUGCUGUGCAGCUCCGUCCGCCGCCACAGACACAGGAAGCUCUCCUCCUCUUCCAGCUCCAGUGACGAGCAUUUCGAGAAGACCACCAAGAGCAGGAACAGGUGCGUGCCUGUCAACUACAGUCCGUCAGGGCACUCGCGUCCCAGCGACAUAAAGAAGCUAGCCCCGACACUGGCUGAUGUGGAUCCCAUGGCCCUGGACAAGGACAUCUUGUUCAAGCACGUGGGCGGUCUGGAGAGCCACAUUCUGUGCCUCAAGGAGAUGGUGGUGUUCCCGAUCUUGUACCGCGAAAUCUUCGACAAGUUCCACAUCAAGCCACCUAAGGGCGUGCUUUUCCACGGCCCUCCAGGUACUGGUAAGACCUUGAUUGCCCGAGCGCUGGCCAAUGAGUGUAGUCAAGGAGACCGUAAGGUUUCGUUUUUCAUGAGGAAAGGUGCGGAUUGCUUGAGCAAGUGGGUCGGUGAGUCGGAGCGGCAGCUGCGUCUUCUGUUUGAUCAGGCGUACCAGAUGCGGCCUUCCAUUAUAUUUUUCGAUGAGAUAGACGGCCUGGCGCCUGUGCGCUCCACCAAGCAGGACCAAAUACAUGCGAGUAUAGUCUCCACGCUUCUUGCACUUAUGGACGGUAUCGACAACCGUGGAGAUGUGAUUGUGAUUGGUGCUACGAACCGCAUUGAUGCCAUCGACCCAGCCCUCAGGCGGCCUGGAAGGUUCGACAGGGAACUGUUCUUUCCUCUGCCAGCCAGAAAGGAGAGGCAGGAGAUCCUGCGGAUCCACGUGGACCAGUGGGAGAGCCCCCCCAGCCCCGUGCUCAUCGCCCAGCUGGCCGACCAGGCGGUGGGCUACUGCGGCUCGGACCUGCGGGCGCUGUGCACCGAGGCCGUGAUCCAGGCCCUGAAGCGCAGGUACCCGCAGAUCUACCGCUCCAGCCAGAAGCUGCUGCUCGACCCCGAUGCCGUCAAGGUGGAUCGGAGGGAUUUCAUUCGCGCCAAGUGCCACAUCGUGCCGGCCUCUCGUCGCGUGUCGCAGUCGCCGGGCCGCCGGCUGUCGUCCAUGCUGGAGCCUCUCCUCAAGUGCACCCUGGACUCUCUCACAACCAUCCUGAAGGAGAACUUCCCCCACGGAGUGUCGUCUCCCCACUCGCACUGGUCGCGGCGGCCGGUGCACCACGCGCGGCUGCUGCUGGCGGGCUCGAGCCCCGCGCAGGGCCAGACGCUGCACCUGGGUCCGGCGCUGCUGCACCGCAUGGAGCACGUGGCCGUGCACCGCCUGGACCUCGCCACCCUCUACGAGGUGUCGGGCCGCGGCCCCGAGGAGGCCUGCAUCCAGUUGUUUCAUGAAGUGUGCCGCAACCUCCCGGCCAUCAUCUACAUUCCGAAGAUAUCGCAGUGGUGGCAUCUCGCCCCGGAGAGCGUCCACGCAAUAUUCUUGUCGCAGGUGCAGAAUCUCGACCCCACGCUGCCCAUCUUGCUGUUGGGGACUUCGGACGUGCCCUACUCAUCUCUUCCUCGGCAGGUGGUGUGUUCGCUCUUCAGUCAGUACCGAGGAGAAGUGUUCACGAUCCAGAACCCUCCUGCUGCGUCUCGGGAAGCCUUCUUCGCUCCUCUUCUGCUGGUGGAGUCUAUCAGGCCGCCCAAGCUACCAAAGAGGCUAGAACCAAUGGAAGAACUGCCAUUGGCUCCUCCACCUCAGCCACCAAAACUGAGCGAGAAGGAAUUGCAGGAGUUGUACGAGAAGGAAGAAGUGUCGCUCAGCGAACUUCGAAUUUUUCUGCGACAAAUCUGUGCAAAGUUGGCUCGCAAUAGGCAAUUCUUCAUGUUCACAAAACCGGUAGACGUGGAGGAAGUACCAGACUAUUUGUCAAUUGUAAAGGAACCAAUGGAUUUGGAGACGAUGAUGACCAAAAUUGAUCUCCACCAAUACACUUGUGCCAAAGACUUCCUGGAUGAUGUUGACUUGGUGUGUCAAAAUGCCCUGGCGUACAACCCAGAUAGGGAUCCCGCGGACAAGCUGAUACGCCACCGCGCCUGCUCGCUGCGCGACACCGCCUACACGCUCAUCAAGGCCGAGAUGAACUCCGACUUCGAGGAGAAGUGCCGGGAGAUAUCCCGCAGCCGCAAGCAGCGCGCCGUGUCGCCCAUGAGGUUCGCCCCCGAGUUCCUGCGGACCAACAUGCAGACUGCCAACUUGAGGGCUGGCAACUACCAACCCGUGCAAACUGACGCUAGCAAACAGUCCAGCUCGGAGCCCUCAAAGGACGUGGACACAUCGCCCAACCAGCCGGUUGAGAACAAUGCCGCAACUUCACCAGGUGCGAAGAAGUGUGCGUGGAGGUUUGGGGAGCAUUACCGGACCAAGAGACGCAAGAGUUCCUUUUGGGCUCGAGGCGAGCUUGGCUGCAAGAAGAAGAAGCCUCGGGCACACCCGAGCAAUACUUCGGAGAACACAGCGCCGGUUUGCAUUACGAUCAAGGAAAAUGGUAUAGAAGGUUCCAAACAGGAGAAAUACUUGAACAUUCCAAACGGUGUGAAGGUAGAAGUGAACCAUGAUCUUAGUGCUGAUGGCAUUACUGAUCCUUUAAAUGGUAGAUACCCUAAUGGAAGUUUUCUAUCCUCGAAUGGAAAAGGAAAGAACAGGUCACCACUUGGAACUGAUGAAGGUAUUGCCGAUAGAAUAGCAUUCUGUGAUCCCAAGUCUCCCACGAAUGACAGACUUAGCUGUCACGAAGAUGCGGCGGACGAGUGGAGUUCUUGUGACGAGGCAACUAGUCAAGAUGAUCCGUCCCUGAUAAGGUGCGAGAUCACGAGGCAGGAGGGAGAAGCACAGACUGAGUACUGGAGGAGGCGGGUGGAAGUGAGUGCGGAGAAGCUGAAGCAGCUGCUGUCCCAGGCUGUGAUCCUGACUGAGAACCGUCCCGUGGACAUGCUGGUGGAGCUGUACGUGCAGCUCAGCAAGUGUGUGACGCGACACAGCCGCCUGUGGGUCAGGACGGAUCUUCCUCAGGAACUACAAAGAGAAUUGUUAAGAUUUGUAGAUCACAACACUGCCAUGAAUUCUAAUUCUUAGAAUAAAUAAUUAAUAAUUGAACAUUUACGAAGUGCUCAAGACUUGCCUGCCAUUUUAUAAACUACAACAUUAUUUACUUUGCCCAAGUCUGUGAGUUGGUCAGUAUUAAGCCAAAGCACCUAUGACGAGAGACGUUUUGAUAUUCGUCAUACGCUGCCUAGUUCUAGAAUUUUAUCGGUAGUCAUGCAAGUUACCAGUUGAAAAUGUUUCUUAGGAAAUGACUGUAUGCUAGAGCUAAAUUAUUUAAGUUCAGAAUAUCUUCGGUUAAGGAGAUUUAAAUAUGGUCUCAUUUGUAGAAACUGUGUGCUGGUAGCAAAACCUUUUCCCAGUCUAGAAUCAGUUUUGUAAUUUUUCUUUAAUGUUUUUCUAAACUUUUUAUUGUAAUUUAUGUUUUCAGUGGUAAGAUUUUUGUGCUUUAAAAUUAAGUUGUGUGUUUGCUGAAGAGAUUGACCAAGAAAAAAACAUUAAGAAUUGUAACUUUCUUUUAAGCCAAGACAGCAAGCAGCUUGAAUGAUACUGUGGCACUAAACUUUAGUAUACUCUAUCAAUAUUUUCUCGGUUUAGCAAUUUUAUGGUAAUUUGAGAAUAAUUGCAAGUGCAGUUAUCCUAAGAAAUAUUUUAAUGCAGUUAUUUAGUAAUAAAAUAUUGGUUUAUACUUUGUAUAACAUAUUGCAGCCUUAGCAUAAAAAUUUAUUAAUUGAAGUGAUGUCAAAAUGAUAUUUAUGAAAUAUUUGAGUGAAUACAAGUAGUUUUCCAUUCUGUUAUAGAUUAUUUAUCAUUAUAGUUUGUAGUAUAUUUUGUAUGUUCUGUGUUUCUUCAUUAGUGUGUGCUGUCAAAAUUAGUGUGAUAGGACUCUUAACUUUCUUACACUAUUGUAAAUUUUCAGUAAUGUCAAUUUUCUUUUCCUGAUUUUCUUGUGUUUAGCAUUUAUUGCAAUUAAAAUGGAACUGUUAAUUUAUUUGCUUGGAAAGCUGCAAGUAUUUUUAAUAAACAAGGUCACAUCUCAAAAUGGAACUAUUUUCAGAUUUACUGAUUAAAGAGUGACAAGGUAUACAUACUGUAGUACAUGGAUUCAACUCCUUUGAAAUGUGACAUGGAAGAAUAUUUUGUAUUUUUCUGUUAAAAGAGUUUCAUAGCUCUCAUAACUUGAUCUCUUAAUAGAAAGUCAUUUUUUUUAUUAUGUAGUGUAUAAUUAUAUUAAUGCAUAUUAUUUGUGGAUUAAGGAGUUAAUGGAAAAAAAUAAUUAAGGUUGUGUUAUGCGAUGCAUCAGUCCUUCAGAUAUGCCAUUUUAAUUUGAUAAUUAUAUUGUGCAAUUCACAUUUUAAAAUUUUUCUUAAAAUAUAAGAAGUUAUUUAUGAGGGAACUUUGUUAUUAUGUCACAAAAGAUAAUGCCGUGAUAAUCACUUCAAAGCUAUUUUUAUUUUUCAACAUAAUCACCACCAAUAUUUAAUCACUUAUCAUAUUGUUUUACAGUGCCCCAAUGCCAUCUGCAUAAAAUUCUUAGGGUUUCUGUCUUGGCCACAUCGAACACCUUUGCCAUUUUGAAACUCAAAUGACAUAUUCUUGCGAAUGCUACCUAGUUAAUAUAAAAUGAAUAUUAUUAAGUUGGAUGAGACUGCCAUCCACUAACAUUAUUGCUACUACCUGAAGAUAAGUCAUUACAAUUUGUGACUUACAUAAUGAAUUUUCCCUUGUACAAUUUGAGCAGAUAUAGGUAUAAGUAGGUAGGUAUAAGUUUAGGCAUUUUAGAAGGUAACAUUCAUGAGUAAAGUAAGGCUGCAUAUUGUUUUAGCAGUACUUGCUGGUGACUUGUGUGAGCGUUAUAGAAAAUGGGAAGUUACUUGUCUUCCACUCGAUAGUCACAAUGGUGCAAUGAUGAAGUCCUCCUCUCUCUGAGUGUUCUCGGUUUGAUGCCCGUCAGAUCCACGGAUGUUGCUGCGUGUGGGUGCAAAUGCUCGUCAUCUUGACUCUACCAUUAGCAUUCUUUCGUAUCUUGCAGCAGUGAAAAUGUAUUUAGAACACUAUUUAAAUAAAAGUUUCUAUUAUAAACGUAUUGUGUUAUAAAGUGUUUUUGCAGACUUAGGAUUUAACAAAAUUUGGCACGUUUUGUGCUGUAACAUAAAAAAUGCAUAAAAUUGACUCAUUUUUCUAUCUAAGAACAUGCACGUCACUGCGAUAAAUUUGCUGUUAAGAAAAAUGUGAAGUUAUGUUGGUGAAAUAUUUUUUUUAGUGUCGGCUACGGCUACUAGGUAAGUUGAAUAAUUUUUGAAACCCCACACCAAUAAUUGAAAUGGGCCGAGACUAAAACUCGAGCCAAUGCAAACAAGUAGCUUCAUCUCGACUCGGUUCAAAAGUUGAAUUCAUAUACUUGACCUGAUGAGACUAGAGACAGGCCAGCAGAAUGUCAUAGAUUAGGUAGUAACACAGCAAACAAACUUGAAGAAGAAAUCAUGAAAAACCAAAAUUGAUGCAUCUUAUAUUUGUAUCUUAAGUUUGCCUGUGAUUCGAUACUUUUUUGGUUUAUGGUUUUUCAAGGGCGCAGUGUCGUCCAGAUGAACUGUGGCCCAAUCACUAAAGCAACAAAAAAGGUUAAUGUUUUUGGAUUCUCGUCUAACGUGAAAUGAAUUUGCAAAUUUUUCCAGACACUGAUGAUAACUAUAACAAAACAUAUAACAGGGCGGAAGAAUUAUUAGAGCAGACACUUUACCAGUCUAACGUGGACUACCUCAGUUUUAAUAGAUUGAAUUUUAAUUAUAUUAUUUUAAUAAAUAAUUGAAUGCAUUAAAACACUGACAAUAAAGACUUUCAAAUAUAAUAAAAUAUUUUUUCUCUUAAUUAUAAAAUAUAAUCAAUAACAUCUUUAAGAAAUUAAUGGACCUUGCAUUAAAAAUCAUUUUACUUUCAUUGUUUGAGAUAGCAGAUAUGUUAUAAUACCAAUAAUGUUGUUAUUUUUAUUUUUGGAUUAUUUGAAAUUAACUCUUACUCUGUUGUAAGUGAUUGUUUAUAGUUACAAGUUUCCUUAUUGAUAUUAUUCAUCACUGUUAAGAGAAGUUUUAAACUGUAAUAAAAAUAGUCUACUUCUUUAGAGCAUGCUGUUUUUUUCUCUGCAUAAUCAUAAUUCAUAAGUAAAGUAAACAUUGUAAAACAUACAACAGUUUUGACAAUGAUAUAAUAACACAAUAUUAACAUAAAAAUUACAAUCCUAACAUUGCUAAAUCUUUUGGUAUUGCUGUCAAAAAAAAAUAUUUCCAUGAGAAAGAGACCCAUUGGAGUUAACUGAUCAUGAAUAAUUUGGAAAAAGGUUAGUUCAGUAGGAGUGGUAGGCAAUUUAUUUUGUUACCGUUGAGGAAUAAAGGUGCAAAUAUAUAAGUGCGUGUGUGUGUACACACACAGACACACACACACACACACAUCAAUAUAAUAUUGUGUGGCCAAAUUUUGUGCAACAAAAAAUGGAAGGGAAAAAAUCUACUUGUUAAAUCCCAAUAUUUUAAAUAAUAAUUUUUAAAAACUUUAACCUUUUUUUUUUCUCGUGUACAAAGAUGUUAUAUCAAAAAUCUUUACUAAUUUUGUGAUUACCUUUUAGUAUUGAGUACAUACGAGGGUUACAUGUCAAAAUUUACACAACAAAGUAAUUCCCAUAACAAUCCUGGCAUUUGCCACAGUGACUUUGAGAUGCCUGGCAUUGAAAUAAAUUUAAGUUUUACCAUUAAAUUUAAUUUAAGAAGUUAAUUUUUGUGCAUUUUUCAUAUGAAUACUAAUUAGUAAUAUCCAGCAAAAAAAAAAAAAAUUCCAAAACUGAUUGGGAAGUGCUUUCAAAGUUUUAGGUACAGAUUUUGCAGUUAAUCAAAUAGUAUUGAAAACCCUUUUCAAUUUCAUCUUUUUAGACCAUUGUCCAUACUGUUAUAGCUAUAAAUGUGAGUAAUGUAACUUUCACCUCUCGCAUUCAAUGAUUAUUAUAUUUAAAACAUUGUAAAAGCAAGAGAGUUAGUUUUUGCAUUGUAAUUUUACUGUGCCAACUCUGACAGAUUUUUUUUAAAUUUGUCAGACUCUACAUCUCAUUAGUUAUUAUUGCUAGAGACCUACCAUUUCAUGGUAUAUUUGCUCACUAGGCUAAAUUUUAUAUUCCUGUUUAUAGAAACUAGUAAACCAGUCAAAAAUAUUUUUUGUUCGUGUGUCUAUUAGAAGCAAUUUUAUCUUGUACUAGCCCGCUUAAGAUACACGAACGCGGGUAAUAUAAUGUUUUUUGCUCAUGCCAUGUUAUAUCUUGUUAAAAAUUUUGUAAAUUAAAUUUUGCAUUUUUUAUUUUUUAAGCUUCCAAAUAAAGCAUUUCGACUAUCAAUUUAAUAGUGUGCACAAUAAUAGAGUCAUAACAUUAAUCAUUUAAAAGAAUAAUUUUUUGGUUAAAUUUUCACUAACCAAUAAUCAUACAUUCCAAAGUAUGAAAACUGUUUUGGCGAUAAUACACUUUAUGUAAUCUUAACUACACCUUUGCACAUGGGGAUUUGUUAUCUUAAAUUUUUCUUAUUUUACAGGGACCCACAACCAAAGUGAAAAGUUUGUUAGGUUAUGUCACCUACAUUAAUAAUUUUUUUUUUUUAAUUCUUCAUUAAUAGGUAAAUAAAAAUGUAAUAGUUCACUAAUAUAGCUAACAUAACCAACUUUUGACUUAGAUUGUUUCCCUUAUUUUCCAUAAGCCACUUUUCUGCAGAAUGACCAAAAUAUUUAACGUAGUAUUUCUAAAUAAAUAAAAAAUUAUACUAUGAAACAUAGACGAUAAAAUUUUUAUUAAAUUAGCCCAGUUGGUACCAGUUAGAAACUACAUUAAAUGUUAAUGUUUUAUGCAAAUGAUAUUUUGUGUAAAAAUUCAAAAAUACUAACACUGAAUCACAAAAUAGGCAAGAUUAAAUGUUCUAUGAAAAAAAUUUGGAUAUCACUAGUUUUCAUAUUGUGUAACAAAGUUCAGUGAAAUAUACUCGUCGUUUCGCAAUGGAAAAAAUUCACCACAUAACUUACAUUCUGGUGAUCUUUACUUCAACUGAAUUUCUAGGUCAUGUUAUUGGUAGAUAAGUAAACUCUACAAGAGAAGCUAAGUAGAGAAUGGUUGAGAGCAGCCACAGACACAAAUGUCAGUCUCCAGGCCAGGCGCUUCAGUACAUUACUUGAAGCUUGCGUAGCUCGCGGAGUCAUUGCUCUUUGCUCUUGUUGAAUUGUAUUUUUAUGCUAAAUAAUAGUACUUUUAUACCUGGUGUUCAUGGGGUGAAAUUAAAUUUAGUUCUGCUCAAGCUAACAAUUUUUAAUAUGUUCUUUAAAUGAUUGAUUAAAAAUAAUUUCAUAUACGAACACCAUUGAAUAAAACCUCGAGACUGGACAGGAAACAUGUAUACAUAAACACUCGGAGAACAAAGCCUAUAUGAGCUGAUGUGAAAUGUUACGUGCAUCAACGGUGCGGAUAAAAAAUUUUCAUUUUUUAAUACUCUACUUUUUCCAGGCAUUAAUAAGAGUUUAGUUACCUCCCCGUAGAUGCACCUGUGUGCAGUUGACACUGCUUGAACCACCCUGGCAGUGAACCGUCACCAGUCAAGACGCAGCGUUGCAGUAGUUGAGACAUUGCUAUGGGGGGAAGGGGCAGAGCCCCGAUCCAGUCCAGGGGAUGUCCAGUCCAAACUGAGAUAAUCAAAAAUUUUAAGGCACAAAAUAUUUACACAGUGACAAUAUUCUCAGGUUUUCUGUUAACUCACAUAAUGCUCUUCCUCAGCGGUUCCCAAAAAAAGUUUUUUUUUUUUCCAGGUAACCCUAUGAUUGACUUUUCUUUUGGCGGAACCCCAACGCCUUCAAAGAAAUAUAUUUAACAAUAGUCGUGCCUGCUUUAUAUGAAACUAGUGACCCUAAUAUAGCUUUUAAUUUUGAAUGUUCAAAAAUCUAAAAAAGAUAGAACAAAUUUAAUUUGUAUUAAUUUGUAUUGAAAAUAUGACACAGAAUUGCCCAAAAAAAAUCUGUUGAUCCGAUAGCUACCAAACUUCACAGGAUCACCCACUGGGUUAAUCUGAAGAUUAUUUUAAAAUUUCACCAAAAUCGGUCCAGCCGUUUUGGAAUCCGUAGGAGUCCGUAGGGAACAUACAUACACACAUUGAUAUAGCUAGGUCCUGACUCGCGGAACCCCUGUGACCGUGCCCCAGGGUUCCGUGGAACACCUUUUACCUGCACGAAACUACUUUUUUAUAGUGAAUGUUGCAGCAGCAACCCAUAUAUGUUCCUAUUGUCUCUGGUCACAAUGCUGCCCGUAGUUUAACUGAAAGUUUGGCUUGGCAAGUUCAUCAUUUUUGUACCUUAGUUUAGGUCAUAUUCGAAGGUGCACUUGAAUUUAGGCAUACUAAUACACUGUUUUAUUUGAACGUAGAGCAACAAGCGAGAAAUACUGCCCCAGUUUUCUUUUUCCCGGCAUUCAUGGAUGUGAUGCAGGUGGCUACAUUAAGCAAAAACUAUAAAUAUCAGGGAAUUAAUACAUUUCAGAAAUAAUUUUGAAAUAUAAGUGAUAUCCUGCAAUUUAAAGAGGGAAAAAAUUAUACAUUAUGUAUUUGUUAUUUUGUUUUACUAUUACUUCAUCUAUGUAUCUCUUAAAGUGUGAAAAUAUUGCUAAUAGUUUUUUUUUUUUUGUAAAAUUAAAAAGUAAAUUGCGAUAGGUGUAUAUGUAAAGCAAAUUGUGUGUCAUGGUAGUGUAUAUGAUAAUUUUUUUUUAAGAAUAAUAUUUUUUAUUUCAGUCUUUUUUAUCCAUAUACUAAUUAUUGUGUUGGUUCAAGUUUGGUUAAAGCUAUGGUGGUGGUAGCCGGUAGCCACCCUAGUUGUCUGCUGGUUGGUCCUCUCAACUGCUUAACUAAUCAUGGUUGAUGUUCGUGACAUCUGUUUAUUGAAACUCGUGCGGUGUCUGCUGAGAUGUUUAGUACUGAUAGUAUCGUUCUCUUCUGCCUCGCCUACCCUAAAGAAAUUAGAUAAAAUUGUGGGUAAAAUGAAGAAGGUAUGUAGGUGUAUCCAGGAAGCAGAGUGGCAAAAUUUUACAACACGUCAAAAGAACACCUUUUUGUAUUAAAAAAUGAACCAAAAUUACAAAAUUGUAUGAUAUUAUUCUAGUAAAAGAUAUUUUGGAAUAAAAAACUGGGUAAAUUUGUAAACUUCACUAGUUUAUUUUGAAAACUCUGAAAUAACUAGGAAUUUUUCAAGAUGAUAAAAUAACGACCUUCAUAUUUUUUUAAAAAUGAUUUCGCUGUAGUUAAAACCAUUUUUAAUACCACUGCAAUAAGAUAUUAUUUGUGUAGUUAAGUAGAAACUUUGCAUCUUGCCUGUGUGAAACUCAAGGGCUCGCAGAUAGUGUGAUUCAUGACUAUAUUACUUUCACGCCAGUCUCAUUCAUCUGCACAAACACAGUACCAGUCAGUGUCAAUUACAUUAUGUCGACUUAACACAUGUUUUUCAAAAGUUGCUUUUGGGAUUGUUUGGUUUUGCAAGAAUGCUCUAUAUUUUCUGGUUUGUUACUUACGAGAUACAACUAUAGUGUUGCUCUAUAUGAACUAUGAUAUUUUCAACUAGUAAAACUUAACUAGUGGAAAUUCAUUUGUCAGAUAAGCUAUUGGAGGAUUUAAUUGAAGUUCCUAUGUAACACUGGUCCAUAUAGAUAGAUAGGUAGUGCUCAGCAAUAGUAAAAAAAUAUUUAUGUUAUGUUUAACAAAUUUAUAAAUUUUUAUUAUAAAGUAUUUAGACAUUUUUUUUUAGUCUGAAUAUUGUUUUGUGUUUUAGUUUGUUGUAUUAGAUAAUGGUGUAUUUGAAGGAUUGAUGCUGCAGUUAAAUAUUUUACUUUAUACAUAAUUAAGUACACUAAAUUUAACUGCCAUUAUUCUUUGUAUAAUUUGGGACUGUUCAUUUCUUCACCAAAGAUCAGAGUAAGCAUUGUUGAUCUCAACAUUAUUUUAUAACUUUCUGGAAAUACUUUUGCUGCAGUUUACUUUUUAUUGCGUGUAGUGAUGUAGAUGUAAUUACAUUUGUUAGCUGUAAACAUGAACAGUUAUAGGAUUUAGUAUUAGUUUAUUUGCCUUAAUUUUUGUGAUAUCAUAUUGCCUAGCAGUAUGGGUAAUAGAAGUUAGCUCAGGUUAAGAUUCUUAAUUAAUUACGCGCUUGUGACCUGGCUCAAGAGCUUGGAAUAUUUUGAUAGAGGUGAACGUUGAGCCCGGUAAUUAUUUCUUACUACCCUUCUCUUCCCCCGUCAGCCACGCAGAUUCCCCGGGCCAAGUGAUGUGCCUCAAGUGUGACUAAACACUUUCUCGCUGAUGCAGAUGUGAAUCCACAUCUCGAUACCAACUCUAGGCUUGUUCGGCACAGAGCAACUCCAACACUGUUUGCGAGAGGGAACGCUCAAGUUCAAAAAUGCAAUUGAAGAAACUUCCCAUGCACAUUUUAAUAUCUUUUAGCCAUGACAAAUUUUUUUUGGUGUGUUCUCACUGUGUGGAUUUCAUUAGUGUUUGGAAAUUGUGAGAAAAUACCCUUAAAUGUGUAUUUAGCAUAUCAAAAGCAAAAGGAAUUACUUUAUUAGAUUGUGGUUCAGUGUUUAUGAUAGUAAAUAAGCUAUUGUAUUUUUUUUUUUAAUUUUAAUGUAAUUUAAUCUUAUAUCUUGUUUUGCAUGCAUAUUUUUGCCUUUUAAUAAUUCUGCUGCAUUGGCCAGGGUAUCAGAUGUAAGAAAAUUUAUUGUGUGGUAAGUUAUGAAAGCUUGAAUGUUAAUGUCAAAUUUAAAACCAUUAAAUUUUAUUUGUGUGAAACCUUUUUGAUUUGGAUAGGUGGGACGGACUAACAAAGUUAUUUCAUUUAUUGUUGAACUUAUUCUUUGGAAAUGCUCUUGUAAAUUUUCUAUAUAAUACAAGGUAUUUGUUUGUGCCACAGAAUUUGACUUCAAUAUGUCAUUUACCCUCUAAGCUUACACAAGUGUGUCACAUUUUUCAGCAUAAUACAAAUGCUAUAUGUGUAAAUUUGCAUUAUAUUAAAAGGAAAUACCAGUGCUUUAUUGUUCUGACGUAUCUAUGCCAUUGUGUGGAAAGAUGCAGAUAUUUGGUUUUGUGUGAGCCUUGACGUGAAUAAUUCACAGUGUCUAGGGAUCACGGAUGUCAUGGAAAGUCACUAAAUAAACAGUAACUCAGCUGAACUUUUAUUUUUAACAGCAUUUUAAUAACUUUUUUUUUACUUCUUGCUUCAGUUUGAGUUGCAUAUGAAAAUAAAUAGUUUGGAGAUAGUCCACUUAAAUCACAUGAAAACGAUGUGUGAAAAGGGUGUGGUUUUCUAAUUUAAAGUUUGGUACAUUUCUAUGAAUAUAAUAUCGAUUUUGUGUCCAAUUUUCAAAUUUUUUAAUUUUCCUAUUCUAUUAUAAAAGAAAAGGCAUUGUGUUAUGAAAAAUGUAAGAUAAUUUUAUUAAACUGUCCCAAAAAAUUUCUAAAAAUUGAUUAAUCAGGUGUUUUACACAUCCUUAUAGUUGAUAGUUAUAGUUAUAGUUAUAGUUAUAGUUGAUAAUGGAUGCAUGUUAGUUUUGACCUCAGUGAUGUGGAUGAUUUAUGUGUUUAUGACUGUCUGUCACCUGUUUCGUUUAAAUUAACACUUGAUAGUAGUAACACUAACUGAAUAGUGGUGUAUAUUCUAUAAAUUCCAGAAGUAUCUACUAGUUUAUAAACAUAAAAACAAUUUUUAGUUAAUUAGUUCAGUAUUUACUAUUUUAUUUUAAAAAAAAAUUCCAAAAUCACUUUGAAGGUUGGUAACGUAUUUUUGGUAGCAAAAACUUUCUUCACUUUUCCCCCACCAAAAUUGUCUCCGUUACUCUGAGCUUUACAACUCCUACACCCGGCCCGGUUUAGCAUAUCUUAAGCCCAAAAUCACAACAGAAAAUUUAAUUAAAAUGUGCAACAUUUAUGACUAUAAACCCUCUCUGUAGGGUGCAGGCCAAAAUCAAAUAAAACAAUACUGGGCAUUUAAAAAUAUGUAACACCUUUACAAUUAAAUUUGAAGGUAGGAUUUUGGAGUAGCAUUUCUAAAGUGUUUGUGGAACUUUUUAACAAUUUUAUUUUAUUACUGAUCUCUUUCUCACAAAUUUCAAACUCAUUUACAACAGUUUUUUCUUGAGUCUUAAAAAUUGACAGUGAACAGGGUAUUGCUAAAAAUAUUCUUAUCACAAAAAAAUUAUGAAAAAAAAAUUAUAAACAAACUACAAUAAAAACAAUACUCUGACCAGCUAGUUUACCAUAUUAUUUGCUGUUUCUUCACGCGACCUCAGUUACAAUUCCUGGCUACGCUUCCAGACUCAAUUAAAUAUAAUACAUUAACUCACAAUAAAUCCAUUUAAUAUGCCGAUAAAUAUUUUAUAGUUAUGCUAGUCAUUUACUAAACAAAAUGGGAGCUCCCAAAUUUAUUUAUGCAAGAUGUCUUGUGCAAACUACACCUACAUUCUCAUGAAAAACUAGUUACAAUAAAAAUUACAAUAUUCCUCAAAAGUCCACGCUCAAGGGGAAAGUCUGUAGUUCAGUGUGCUCACUGAAAUUUAAUGGGGGUGCCUCGCUAUUUACUUCGCAACUUCACUGUUGGUUGCCAAGGCAAACCAGUCUCUCGUAGCCAUACUCUCAAUCGUUUAUAAUCAGUCAAUAAACUUUUUUAUAUGCGCAUAUUACUCCGCUAACGGCAGCUUUUUUUACAGCAAACUAUUACACACAUAAUCAGUCACUGUCAAAUACGUGGUUCGUCCAUUAAUUUCACAUCGCUGAGUUCGGGAUUCCAAAAUUCUUUCUUGUUUCUAUCCUCUCUGCCUCUUACCUUAGCAUCAGCACAGCUCGGUCCUGCUUACGUACUCCAACGUAAGCCCGAUUCACGUAAGAGUUGGAAGACGUACGACGUAAUAGUCACUGCCGUAAGAUUUAACACCAUUGUAUCACUUCCAAUGUUAGCUUGUUACUGGCAGCAUUCCUGCAUAUCCAUGUAACUCUAACGGAAUAGAGGUUUCAAUAUACCAGCACCGUUUCCCGACCGGCGCUCGAAACGGUCCAGCUGCGGCAAGCGACCGCUGUCCAGUCCACGCCCUCUAGCGCCUAGCGUCGCACUCACUUCUGCCUCCCUCUUCCUUCUUGCAUAGACUAAUUAUUUUAAGUCUCUUUAAAAUAUGUCCAGCCAAUUUACCAAAAGGAAAAUACCUACUAAAAACAACUUCAUAAAAACUAUAACAAACAUUUUUGAACAAUUCAGUUUUAAAAUUGAAUCAGUUUACACAACAUUCUCAAAGCUCUGGUAGUCGUGGCCUUCGGUCAGAGUAAAUAAACCAUCUAAAAAUAAAAA
Molecule: messenger RNA, 15945 nt
Organism: Bacillus rossius redtenbacheri
Lineage: Eukaryota; Metazoa; Arthropoda; Insecta; Phasmatodea; Bacillidae
Product: ATPase family AAA domain-containing protein 2-like
Exons: 25
Coding region: 412-4596 (1394 amino acids)
Biological process (GO): positive regulation of transcription by RNA polymerase II
Cellular component (GO): nucleus
Molecular function (GO): histone binding; ATP binding; chromatin binding
Source: RefSeq, a predicted model, not a curated record